AUGACUGCACUCUCGCAGCAGCAAGAAACACGCCUCAUCCACCACUUAGACGCACAGCUCCUCACCCUCUCCCGCUCUCUCAAGCGCCAAACGGCCUCAAGUCAAGAUGCUGCUGCUAGUCUUGCUCUCCUCACCUCUCACAUGACGGGCCUGCUUGCACUGUUCAAGCAAGUCCCAGCUGGUUCUGCAUCGCUUGCUGUUGCAUAUCUCAUGUCCAUAUUGGAUGCCACCAUGGAUCACCUCACUUUAUUGGCACUGCCAGAGGAUACAUCCAGCAUAUUUGUACUGCUGGCCGAGAUGGAUGAUAUGUACAGUGGGCUGAUUCAAGCGGAUCUCGUCACUAUCACUGAAGCAACACGUCUCCGCGCUUUAUUUGGGACAUGUCGAGCAGUACUGUUUGAGAAGCUCGAGCCAAAGACACAAGUCAUCCAAGAGCUAGACAACGAGGAAGCUACAGAGAUCCGACUCGAAGCACAGCUCAGCAACGUCUUCCAGAAAUCCCUGACGCUUCUCAGCUAA
This is a messenger RNA of Protomyces lactucae-debilis, 519 nucleotides long. RefSeq lists its product as uncharacterized. The transcript has a single exon. The record is from RefSeq and is a predicted model, not a curated record. Bases 1 to 519 code for a protein of 172 amino acids. Lineage: Eukaryota; Fungi; Ascomycota; Taphrinomycetes; Taphrinales; Protomycetaceae.